Molecule: messenger RNA, 1272 nt
Organism: Alligator sinensis (Chinese alligator)
Lineage: Eukaryota; Metazoa; Chordata; Crocodylia; Alligatoridae
Product: interferon epsilon-like
Exons: 3
Coding region: 248-838 (196 amino acids)
Biological process (GO): humoral immune response; B cell differentiation; cytokine-mediated signaling pathway
Cellular component (GO): extracellular region
Molecular function (GO): cytokine activity; type I interferon receptor binding
Source: RefSeq, a predicted model, not a curated record
GAGGCCUGACUGCAGUGAGGAAAGAAAAGGGAAACUGAAAGUGAUUCCACCUGAAGAAAAUUCCCAGAGUAGGAAAAACCUAGCAAAGGUUCCUGUACUAGGAAUAAAAAGUGAUGAAAGAAAACUUGUACGGUAUUAAACAGAGGCAUGGAGCAUUCAAAACACACAUCUUGGGGAGAUUGCUUCAACAAGCACCACCUUGUCAGGUCCUACUCAAAGACAAGAAAGCAGCACCAUCGUGAUCAUCAUGCGUUUGCUAAAAUUCUUCCUUGCGCUGCUUCUCUUCAAAGUAAGCUCCUCCCUACACUGCAACAGCCUUGCCUCUAACCAGAACAAAGUGAACAAAGAUGGCUUAGACUUCUUGGACAAAAUGAGGAGAAACCUCUCCCCCCAGUGCCUAAGCGAGAGGCUGGAUUUAAAAACCAAAGAUAUUUUCAAAAUUGAACUGUCACAGAAGGAUAAUGCCAAGGCAGCCAUCCAGGAGCUCCUCAAAGCUAUCUUCUAUGUCCUCAGCAACAAUCUCACACAAACGACCUGGCAAGAGAGUUCCACAGAGAAAUUUAAGAACGGCCUUCACUGGCAGAUUGAGAACUUGGAGACGUGUUUGGAUGCCGAGAGGGAGAAGGGGGAAAGAAGCCCUGGAAAAUAUAACCCCUUGGUCACCAGACUGAAACUGAAGAGAUAUUUCCAAGCAAUAGACAAUUUCCUCAAAGAGAAGCAAUACAGCCAGUGCGCCUGGGAGAUUAUUUCUGUGGAACUGUCAAGGUGCUUUCAGUUUAUUGACAAACUCACUAAAAAGCUCAGCACUUCAACUAAUGUUAUGAAAACAUCUGAAUGAAGUCCAUCUCCACUGAAGUACCUCACAACUCGGCUGGAUCACUCAGCAGUACCUUCUAAGAUUCCUUACAUCCAACUUGCAAUCAGCAUUUAGCCCAAAGCAUAUGUUACAUUGUUCCAUAAUAUUCCAUUAUUUCAUAAUGAUAGCAAAAGAUCUCAUGUGCCAACAGUCCCAGAAGAGGCCAAUGUCUCCUGUGCAGCAUCCCCUCCUAACCUGCCUGGGACAGGAGUUCCACCAGACAUUCCAACAAGGACUUCUUAACAGACUUCUAAGCAGGAGAGGCAGGUUUCGCUACAAGGCUAGGAAGCAAGAUACACUUGCACUGAAUUCAUUUUUCUGUCACAACUAACGUUCCUCACUGUUACUGUACAAGUAUUUAUUCUCUUACUGCACUCCAAACAUGUUUUUACCUCAUUUUAUGGGAUGUGUAAGUG